AUGAUAAAUAAGUAUCCAUGCCUGAAAAGACUAACAUAUGUGCUUAACUUUAGUCGGUGUAAAAAGCUGGCAUACUCUGACUUAAUUGAGGCCUUAUACUGCAUGCAGAAAUACAGAUUAGUAAAAUUGUGGGCGCUCAACGCAGAGACAGGGUCCUCACGCCUGGGGCAUGCGCAAGCGCUCUGGGAAAGCCCGUGCAUGGUGGAAGGCAGCGCGGCAAAGCCGAGCUGGGCUUGCCCGGCCUGGGAGCGGGAGACCAUGCGUGUCAGCGCAGUGCUGCUCCGGGGCUCUCGGCGCCUGAGAGGCCGCGGGAAUUGGCUCCAAGAGCCGUACUGCCCCAGCCGGGCAGUGUUUGGGGUGUUUGGGGGAUUUCUCCUUCCUUUACUAAUGACUUCUGAUGGUGGAAAGACAGUUGGUACCAUUGAAGUCAAUCUUGUGAAGAUGGGAGAGCUAGAAGAUGGAGAAACAGACCACAUCACAACAGACUCCCACGAUCAAAAGUGUGCAUUGGUUCGUGAAUGUACAGCCACUGAAGGCUUAAGUGGUAAAGACAACUUGCCUUCAUUAAAUGCAGUGUUAAAAAACCCCAUCUGUAAGUUAUAUAGAUUCCCUACAGCUGACAACAAGUGGAUGCGGAUCCGGGAACAGAUGGCUGAGACAACCCUCUCUUUCCAUGUUCCUAAAGAACUCAUCAAUCUGCACAUAAAGGAGGAUAUGAGAAGGAAUCAGGAACUUAAAGACUUGGGAGAACUUGCUCCUCACUGGGACAAUAUGCGCAAAAGUGUUAUUGCUCACUGUGAUCAGAUGUUGAGCAUGUACCAGGAUACUCUUGUGGAGCUUGGGAAGCAUACAGGUUCUUCCUUCAAAUCAAGCUGUAGCAAAGGAGAAAAAACAUUGGAAUUCAUCCCAAUAAAUCUUCAUCUGCAAAGAAUGCACGUGCAUAGUCCUCGAUUGAAAGAUGCUCUGUAUGAUGUCAUCACCGUGGGAGCUCCGGCAGCCCAUUUCCAAGGAUUUAAGAAUGGUGGUCUCCGAAAACUGCUGAGUAAAUUUGAGGCAGAAAGACGAAAUACUGGAUACCAGUGUAUUUACUAUUCACCUGAGAACACAGCCAAGGCAAAAGAAGUUCUCAGCAACAUCAAUCAUCUACAACCUCUCAUAUCAAGCCAUGCGGACCUGCUGCUUAAUUCUGCAAGCCAGCAUUCUCCAGACAGCUUGAAGAAUUCUUUAAAGAUGCUUUCAGAAAAAACGGAGUUAUUUGUGCAUGCGUUUAAGGAUCAGCUGGUCAGAAGUGCCCUUUUAGCACUAUACACAGCCCGGCCUGGCUGUGUCCUCAAGAAACCAGCUGUGCCUAGAAACAGUGCAGAAGAGGGGGAUGAUUUACAGCAUCAGGAUCAUCCUUCUCAGAUUAAAAGACAGGACUCUAUACCCCAUCAUUCUGAGUAUGAUGAGGAGGAGUGGGACAGGGUGUGGGCCAAUGUGGGAAAGAGCUUAAACUGCGUUAUUGCCAUGGUGGACAGACUGCUUGAAAGAGACAACAUCAGCAACGUUAAAGAGAGUGAAAAUGACCCUUCAGCAGCAGAUUGCAAGGUGUUGCAUACAGGUGGUGACUGGUAUGAACAGCUUUAUCCUCUGGUGAUUACACUGAAGGACUGCAUGGGAGAGGUGGUGACCAGGGCGAAGCAAUCGAUGGCAUUUGUUCUGCUCCAGGAACUUGCCUGUGGUUUGCCACAAUGUUUGAUGCUGACCCUAAGAAGAGACAUCGUCUUUAGUCAAGCACUCGCUGGAUUGGUCUGUGGGUUUAUAAUCAAAUUGCACACAGGUUUACAUGAUCAAGGAUUUUUACAACAGCUUCAUACUGUUGGAUUGCUUGUGCAAUAUGAAGGACUCCUUAGUACGUAUAGUGAAGAAGCAGGGAUGCUGGAAGACAUGGCUGUGGGAAUUUCAGAUUUGCAGAAAGUAAUGUUUAAAGUCAUUGAAGCCAAAUCAGAAGAUUUUUUGCCUGUUAUAACUGGAAGGCGUGAACAUUACGUUAUAGAGGUCCAGCUUCCAGCAAAAAUGUUUGAGUUGCUGCCACAAGAGAUUAAAGAAGGAAAGCUACUUCGCAUGUAUCCAGUACUCUUUAAUGUUGGAAUCAAUGAACAGCAAACACUUGCAGAGAGGUUUGGAGAUACCACUUUGCAGGAAAACAUUAACCAGGAAAACUUCGAACUUCUAAAAGAAUAUUACAAGCUGUUUACGGAAAAAAUGCCUCCUGAUUGUCUACCACAUUUUCAAGAACAAAAUGAUUUAAAGGGAUUGCUAGAAAAUCUCCAUCAAAAUAUCCAGGCCAAAAAGAGAAAGAAUGUAGAAAUCAUGUGGCUGGCUGCGACGAUUUGCCGUAAGCUGAAUGGAGUCCGUUUCACCUGUUGCAAAAGUGCCAAAGACCGGACAUCCAUGUCAGUGACGCUGGAGCAGUGCUCCAUCUUGAGAGACGAGCAUCAGCUUCACAAAGACUUCUUUAUUCGGGCACUGGACUGUAUGAGAAGAGAAGGAUGCCGCAUAGAGAAUGUACUGAAGAAUGUCAAAUGCAGAAAGUAUGCAUUCAACAUGAUACAGCUGAUGGCUUUCCCAAAGUACUACAGACCUCCAGAGGGGACAUAUGGAAAAGCUGACACCUAA
Messenger RNA from Pelecanus crispus (Dalmatian pelican), 2658 nucleotides. RefSeq names its product inositol polyphosphate-4-phosphatase type II B (gene INPP4B). The record is from RefSeq and is a predicted model, not a curated record. Gene Ontology annotation, molecular function: phosphatidylinositol-3,4-bisphosphate 4-phosphatase activity. Gene Ontology annotation, cellular component: cytoplasm. NCBI's taxonomy places the organism in Eukaryota, Metazoa, Chordata, Aves, Pelecaniformes, Pelecanidae.